Argiope bruennichi is the source of this 4721-nucleotide messenger RNA. Its product is annotated as hemicentin-2-like. The transcript has 17 exons. Gene Ontology annotation, cellular component: cell-cell junction. Lineage: Eukaryota; Metazoa; Arthropoda; Arachnida; Araneae; Araneidae. The record is from RefSeq and is a predicted model, not a curated record. The coding region runs from base 253 to 3696 and encodes 1147 amino acids. Gene Ontology annotation, molecular function: cell adhesion molecule binding. Gene Ontology annotation, biological process: cell-cell adhesion.
UUCUGUGGUGGCGGGUGCACGCUAGUCGGGGUCUGUGUUGUGUGCUGUUCCAUUCGGAAAUCGUCUGCCGAAACUUCAGCGGUUUUGGUGCGGCGUGGAAAAAAAAUAAUUCCGUAGUUUGUAGGAUUCUCCCAUUCUGCAGCUGCUGUUUCGUCCGUUGUUGGAUGGAUUAUUAAUAUUUAUUCCAGUGCGCCUUUUGUAUUUGUAGUUGUGUAUUUUUGCGUUCAGUGUUUCAUAUUUUGGAUUAUUGCGAUGAUGAGGGCGGUGUUCUAUCGUGUGUUUCUCGUAUUUUUGUUGUUGGUGUCGUCAGAGGGCGCCAUCGCAGCAUCGACGUACUAUGAUUUCACUGAAGGAUGUUGCUCUGGCCAGGUGAUGCUGGGGGACAGCCGAGAUGUCGUGGAAGGAGAGACCUUAAGGUUGCCCUGCAGAUUCCAUUCUGCCCUCGGCUCCAGCACGACGCUGUACUUCUGGAGUAGAGUGAACAAGGAUGGCAAAGACAAUGCCGCCAUCAACGCUGCGGCCCUGGACCCUCACUACAACAUAGACUUCAGCCCUCAAGAAGGGAAGUACGAUUUGCUCAUCUCCAAGGCCAACUACGACAAAGACAACGGAAAGUUCGAGUGCUGGCUGAAGGAAGGAGGCAGUGGUGUUGACAUCUACAGCGUGUCGUACGUCGUGACCGUUCUGAUACCUCCUGGUGAACCUCGCAUCACACCACCCAAGCCCAUCGCCCGCGAAGGGGAAUCUGCUGCUCUCACUUGUUCCAGUGAAGGUGGAAGUCCGGACCCGACCAUCCGGUGGUACAGGGAUGGUGUCCUCCUCCAAGGAGUGAUCCAGAAGGGUGGAUCUAGAGAAAGGCCGACCUCCAGCAUCCUGACGAUCACUCCGCGACUGGAGGACGACGAUGCCAUCUACCGGUGUGUUGUCUGGAACCGUGCCCUUAGGGAAGAUCUGAAACUCGAAACCAGUGUCAGCCUCAGGGUUCAUUAUGCUCCUCGACUGACUGUCGGGCCUUCUAAUCCUCUCAAUGUUCUGGAGAACACGGAUGCUCAUCUGACCUGUUCUGUGAUCGCCUCUCCUCCCGUUCGCACGAUACGAUGGGUGAAGAAUGGUCAGUUGCUGUCCAACACCCACAAUCACACCAUCAGGAAUGUGAAGGCCGAUGACAGUGGCAUCUACAGCUGCAUCGCUGACAAUGGAAUUGGCGAGCCCACCCAAGCCAAUCUGGAACUCUCCGUGCUUUAUGGUCCUCAAGUGAAAGUAGUAUCCUACCAAGAGGCAAAAGCCGGCGAGCCCCUAAUCGUAAAAUGUGAAGUCAACUCAAAACCACCUCCUCACAUGAUCCAAUGGCUGAAAGAGGGUGAUCCUUACUUCAGACAGACCGGUGAUACCUUGAGGAUCGAGAAGAUCACCGUUGACGAUGGCGGUCGUUAUAUCUGCCAAGCAGCAACUUCUUUCAGGCCUUCAGGAUCCAACGUUCAGUCUGAAGCUAUCGGAAAUGGAACUGUUACAGUUCGAAUCCGACAUAAGCCCGGCCAAGCCGAAAUCUACCCCGUUCAGCCAGUGGCCAUUGCUGGUCGACCUUUCACUCUAUCCUGUACUGCCCAUCCCCUGGGAUGGCCUCUGCCUGAGUACCGCUGGUGGAAAGAAGGCACUUCCACAGAGGACAUCACCACUAAAUCAAAUUACACCCUCGUCUCUGCCCACAUGAGCCACGAAGGACGAUACUUCUGCCAGCCUCGCAAUCUCGUUGGCAACGGUGGAUCGGCGUCUGUGUAUUUGACAGUUCACGAGCCACCAUCCAUUAUUAUACCUCUGCGCCCCCAGACCAUCAAGAAAGACAAAGAGCGAGAUUAUGCCAUCACUUGCAGAUCUCGUGGCAAGCCCAAGCCCAAAGUGAGGUGGUUACAGAAUGGACAACCCAUAUCCGAAGACAGCGGUUUGUUCCAUAUCUCCACUAGUGAGGUGGUGGAAGACAACAAUGCAUUUAUGGUGCAAAGCACGCUUGCUUUCUCUGGCCCCAGCCGACGCGAGAAUGGUCUGACACCCGGAGACAGAGGCCGUUACACAUGUGAAUUCGACAAUGGGGUUGGCGAGGUUGCCAGAUCUGAAAUGAUGCUGAGAAUCGAACAUUCUCCCGUUGUCCGACACACCUACAACCGAGUGGCCUUCGACGUGGGUGAGACGGCUGUCAUUCAGUGCAAAAUGCAGGCCUACCCUGCACCUCAAUUUGAGUGGUCAUCGAGAGGCCGAGUGCUGGAUGAGUACGGAAAUUAUGGCACCAACAUCACCGAUCUAGGUGAGGACAUUUAUGCGGGAGUGCUGUCGAUCAGGGACAUGAAGGAAGAGGAUUAUGGCGAGUAUACUUGCCGAGCGUCGAAUCAAGUUGGAGAUGAUAAGAAGACCAUCAUCAGACUGGUCAGGAAAGGACCUCCAGAAAGGCCAACUCACUUAGAAUUAAUCGAAGUCAGCUCUGACAAAGUGACUUUAAGAUGGCAAGAAGGUUUCAAUGGAGGAUUUGCCAACACUGAAUUUUUGGUCACAUAUUUCAACACUGAAACUGGUCGUUCCAUGAACGAAUCCUGCAGAUCACAAAAUCUCUGCCAAAUUACUGGCCUGUCUGCAAAUACUGAAUAUCACUUUAAGGUCAUAGCCGUAAAUCCUCGUGGAUACAGUCCUUAUUCAGAAGAUUUAUCUGUUACUACAAAAGAUAUGCCCAGACCUACAGAAGCUCAAUUCGAUAGAGAUACUGGAUAUUUGACCUUUCAUGUUGAACCAAGUUCACUCAAAUUAUUGGCCAAGAUUGAAGCCAGACCUGUUGGUACUGAAAUGUGGGUACAACAAACUGUCAUAUCAGUCAUCAGGCAGAUAGAAAAAGUGCAGUUGAGUCCACCUGAUGAAGGAUUUUCAGAUGUUCGAGUUAAAUUAUGUUUGGAAAGCAACGAUUCUUGGUGCGGUGAUGCAAAACUUGCCAAUCCUUUAGAAGAGGAAUUACCAAAUCCUAAAGAUGCAAGAGCUGCAAUUUCUUCAGAAACUCUGAUGGUAAUUGUUGGUAUCAUUGGUGUAACUUUUCUGAUUUGCAUUGUGCUGAUAAUCUGCUGCUGCUGGAAGAAGAAAGUUAACCACAAAGAAAAGAAAGAAUUUGAAAUGGAAACACAAAACCCUCGACCAAAAGCGGUGACACCUCCCUACUUCCCUGAUGGUGUGGUGAACAAGGGCUUGGAAAGCGUAACAGAUGACAUCCACAAAGCAGGUAUCUACACAACCAAUACAUCAGGCAUCAAUGGAGGGAUGAAUGGCCAUAUUCCAUCGAGCAGCCACCCUCAUUCUGGUAUGAUGUACAAUCCUGAUCCUGAUCAGAGCCCAUGCAGUGCUCUGGAUCAUUCCGAGCCUUGGCUGAAACCUACUGAUGACAUGGGCACUGAAGGAUCCUACCAGCCAUAUGACUCAAGGCUGCCCAAUGGCUAUUUCUAUCCUGAAGACUAUCAACCCCUCACAGAAGAAAUGAUGAACAUGAAAAACAGGGAGCAUUUACAUUCCCCCUACUAUGAUGUGAGUGGUCUGCCUGACCCCUACGCCAUGAGUGAGGAGGACAAGACUCAACACAUCUCUAUGUCAUUCGACGAAAGCCACGAGAGUGGGUACUCCACACCUAAUUCUAGAUCUCGUAGAGUGAUUCGUGAAAUCAUCGUCUGAUUUGAAACUGCCGGGUCUGUUUUCGAAGACCACUUGGUAUAAACUGUGAUAUGCGAGGGAAGUGAAUCUUGUCUUCAAAGAAACAUGAAAUAGUAAAUAAAUAAGGUGCCAGGCUGUUGUUAAUCAGCCUGUUUAUAUCGCCAUUCCGUGUGUGUGUUGUACAUGGAACAAGCCUUGAAGAUACUUUUCUUGCCAUUCGAAUUUUGAAGAUGGAUAUAUGUAUAUUCAUCGCAAAAUGCCUCACACAAAGACAAUGAGAACAAAUCCAUGGGGGAAACAUAAGGACAUUUAGGGUAUUUAAUAGUAAAGGAAAAAUAUAGCAUUUAAUAAAUAAAAAGAACUGCUUUCCCAUCUCCAGGAUCGAACUUGGAGACGGACUAGAAGCAGACGCAGCAAGUUUGUGGAAGCACAAAGUCAUGUUGGUCUCUUAUUUGAACAGGAAAAUGAAGUUUAUAAUGCAUCCCAUCCCAGAUAUUACGAGUCUGGAGUAAAGUGUACAUAGUUCAUAAGCAAUGUAUAUAUAAAAAAAAUAUAGAUGAAAAUGUGGAUCUCAAGUUUUCUUUCAUAAACGGACUGAUAAUCCUUUGCCUUAUGAGAGAUAGCUGUCUGGUGUCAAAGUACAUUGAAGUCAGUGCAAAAAUGGCAUUUAUCAUGUGUUUGAGAAGUUUACAGUUACAGUUAAAAUGAAAACUAUUAUUAUAUUGUUCGUAUUUCUUCGUUAAAACCAAAAUAUAUCAAUAUUCAACAAUGCAAUAAUGAUGUACUUAUAUACUUAUUGAAUUUAAACAUUGUUAAGUAGAUGAGUUGUUUGGAAUACUCAUAUUGUUGAGAAAGUAAAAUUGGUACAGCCUAUCUAUUUAACUUAUAUGUAUAAACUGUGAUAAAGUCACAACAAAGACUCAAAUAUCAUUUUUCUUUGAGAUCUAUGUGUUUUCAAUUUCAUUUAAUCACAUUUUUUUUAGUUUUAAAGAAUAGCACUUAUUGUUUUUUUUUAAAUAAAUAUUAACUAACAAUGCUUGCUGUAA